Molecule: messenger RNA, 1197 nt
Organism: Ramularia collo-cygni
Lineage: Eukaryota; Fungi; Ascomycota; Dothideomycetes; Mycosphaerellales; Mycosphaerellaceae
Product: related to Protein rai1
Exons: 4
Coding region: 1-1197 (398 amino acids)
Biological process (GO): NAD-cap decapping; nuclear-transcribed mRNA catabolic process
Cellular component (GO): nucleus; cytosol
Molecular function (GO): mRNA 5'-diphosphatase activity
Source: RefSeq, a predicted model, not a curated record
AUGACGGAACCGCAAAAAGUCUUCAAAUUCCAUGACCUCCGUCCUUUCGAGAGUACGGGAGGCGUACAGGCAGCCAUCAAACGGCCCCGUGAAGUCACGGAGUUCUCCUUCGAUGAACAACACAUCUGCCACCCGCUCGACGGGCGAAGUCUGAGGUAUUACUACCCACCACAGACCCUGAUCUCUGGCAAUGAAGAUGUAGGAAUCGAUCUGAGCGUUGGAUUCGAAAGCUUCGAGAAAUAUGAUGAGAGUUCAAAGGACUUGCAUCUGGAGCCGCUUCUGGAAACCUUGGAGGCAUUUGAGAGCAAGAGUGGCGAGAAAGUCGAGGCAGGAUUUGUUACGUGGAGGGGAAUGAUGACCAAAAUUCUCACAGCUCCGUUCGACGGCUUCGGGGAGUGGGAGAUGAAUGCCGUUCGUUUUGAGGAUACGAUUUACAUUGAGGAAAACAAGUCCGUCGAGGCCGUUCGCGAAGCRCAGUCCAACAACAAUAUUCGAUUGCAGCAUGGCGCUCACUCGCAGGAGAAGAUGCAAUAUUGGGGCUACAAGUUUGAAACUCUUUCGACUCUACCUCGUUCCUGGGCAGAGUGUUCCCGCACUGAGAUUGAGUCACGAGAGUCCGAAGUCGUAAACAACUACGCGCAAUACUGCUCGAUCGCGCGGACGGGAAUUGGCAACCACACGCUGGUCCUCGCUGGAGAAGUCGAUGCUGUUCUGGGCUGCAAACCGGACGACGGAGACGAGAGUCAAAUUCCUUAUGUGGAGCUGAAAACCUCAGAGGACUUUGAUGCAAGAGACGGGAAAUCUGCUGUCAAGUUCGAGAGAAAGAUGUGUAGAUUCUGGGCGCAGAGCUUCUUGUUGGGCGUUCCGAGCGUUGUAGUUGGGUUCAGAGAUCGAAAUGGGUGGCUGAGGCGGAUGGAGGAAUUCAAGACCUUAGCCAUCCCGGGAGUGGUAAAGAGAGGCAGGGGAACGUGGGAUGGGAGCGUCUGUAUCAACUUCACGGCCAAAUUCCUGGACUUCUUGCAGAAUGUGGUGACGGGGGAUGGGACAUGGAGGAUUGAGAGGAAGAAGGGUGCGAAGGAGAUUUUGGUCUGGAACUUAAACGAUCAGAGAGAUCAUGUUGUGGCGACUGAGAGAUUCAGGGAGCAUAGAACGAGGGCGAGAAGUGAGGCACAAGCCUCAGCGAGCGCGAGCAAAUGA